CACGUGGAGGGAUCUGACAGGUCGGCGCAUGCGCGCUGCGUACAGCAACAUGGCAGCGCCCAGUGACAGUGAGGAUGGGAGUAGGGGGAUGGCAGGGCUGAGGAAGAGGAAGGGGGCAAAAACAACCCCCCACCAACCGGCUGAGGGCAGAACUGAGCCGGGGGAGGAGAAGAGUCCCUCGGGGGUGACCCUGAGUACCGGAACCUUCUGGAUGACAAGAAUUGUCCUCCUGAGAGCCAUCUGUGCCAUAUACUUUGUGGCAUUCCUGGUGGCUUUUCAUCAGAACAAGCAGCUAAUUGGGGAGAAGGGUCUGCUGCCAUGUAAAAUCCACCUAGAGAACAUCAAAGAGUACUUCGGAGGUAAGGUCGGCGUGGAGGCCUUCAGUUAUGCACCCACAGUCUUCUGGCUCCUAGACUGGACACACAUGGAUACUCACUUAGAUAACAUUGCACUGGCCGGCCUUGGGAUUUCAGCUUUCAUUAUUUUAACUGGAUGCGCCAACAUGAUCUUGAUGACAACCCUGUGGAUUCUCUACCAUUCGCUUGUGGCCGUGGGGCAGAGAUGGUAUUCUUUCGGAUGGGAGUCCCAGCUUUUGGAAACAGGAUUUCUGGGAAUCUUUCUGUGCCCUGUGUGGACUCUGUCACGAGUACCUGAACGAACACCCCCAUCGGGUAUUGUCAUCUGGGGAUUCCGUUGGCUCAUCUUCCGCAUCAUGCUUGGGGCGGGUCUGAUUAAAAUUCGAGGGGACAAAUGUUGGCGCGACUUGACCUGCAUGAACUAUCAUUAUGAGACACAACCGGUGCCCACUCCUCUGGCCUACUACAUGCACCGUAACCCAGCGUGGUUCCACCAGUUUGAGACCCUGGUCAACCACUUCAUUGAGCUGAUAGUGCCGUUCUUCAUUGUCAUGGGAAGACGUAUGUGCGCCAUUCAUGGGAUACUUCAGAUCCUCUUCCAGGUCCUUCUCAUCCUCAGCGGUAACCUCAGCUUCCUAAACUGGCUUACCAUCGUGCCAUGUCUCGCCUGUUUUGAUGAUGCCAGCUUCAGCUUCCUUUUUAGCUCCAAAGAUGGGUCAGUCAAACACCAAGUGGCCAAGAUCCAAAGACAAGAUGCCAACGGAGGCGGAUUACCGAAAAGUUAUGGUUCCUACAUCCGCCAGAUCCUACAUGUGUCUCUGGGUGUCCUUAUCGCCUACCUCAGUAUCCCAGUUGUCGUGAAUCUGAUGAACUCCAGACAAGUUAUGAACACGUCUUUCAACCCUCUACGGAUCGUCAACACAUAUGGAGCCUUCGGCAGCAUCACCAAGGAGCGGACUGAGGUCGUCAUCCAAGGAACGUCCAGUCUGGACCCCAGUGAUCCUAAUGCCGUGUGGGAGGAGUACGAGUUUAAUUGCAAGCCGGGAAACCUGACACAGCGCCCCUGUGUGAUCACCCCAUAUCACUACCGCCUGGACUGGCUGAUGUGGUUUGCUGCAUUUGAGACUUAUGAACAGAACGAGUGGCUAAUCCACCUGGCCGGGAAACUGCUUGCCAAUGAUGAAACCGCAACUUCACUUAUGGCCACCAACCCCUUCCGGGACAAGGAUCCUCCCAGGUGGAUCCGGGGAGAACAUUACCGCUACAAGUUCAGCCGUAUAUGGGGCGCACACUCCUCCGAGGGCAAGUGGUGGAUUCGGAAAAGGAUUGCGCAAUAUUUCCCGCCACUCAAUCUGGCGGGCCUGAAGAAAUAUUUCAAGUCCCGCUCUUGGGCUCUGCCGUCUGCGUCCUGACAGAAGGCGGCUUUAUUUUCCAA
Messenger RNA from Nanorana parkeri, 1791 nucleotides. RefSeq names its product lipase maturation factor 1 (gene LMF1). NCBI's taxonomy places the organism in Eukaryota, Metazoa, Chordata, Amphibia, Anura, Dicroglossidae. Gene Ontology annotation, biological process: protein maturation. The coding region runs from base 29 to 1768 and encodes 579 amino acids. The transcript has 11 exons. The record is from RefSeq and is a predicted model, not a curated record. Gene Ontology annotation, cellular component: endoplasmic reticulum membrane.